AUGAGGAAGAUCCCCAAACAGCAUGUCGGUUGUUCCUAGAAGAACUACUGGACCGGAACUCAUAAUGUCCACGCCUCUUUCUGUCAGUCAACAUGUUUCACACAGUGGAAGAACAGGACAGUUCACUGAUGUCCUUCUAUAAGAAGUAUAAUGUUAACUGGGCCGCUCCUUUCAAGUGCAAGCUGACAGGAGAUGCAGCAGUCGGCGAAGGUGUCAACCGACAUGUUGUUUCAAUGACCAUGGAGAAACUGAAGACUGACUUCACUAUAAAUUUAGGUGUUUGGACAGCAGUACAUCCUCUAUAACCUCUGCUUACAGCAUUUUACACUAAUCCUUAAAAUUCCAACAGAUACAGGCACAAAGGAGUUCUAAAAACAAUUUCAUUUUAUACCUCUGAGCUCUGUAUCGUGUGAAUAUCAGUUCAUAUUCAAAGUACAGAAUGUGAGAUGGACCUACUUAAAUAUGCACUGGUAUAUAAACACAUUUUUUCUCCUUUUCUUUUUAGGCAGUGCUCCUCUUAGAACCCUUUUUGGGAGUGAAAAAGAACAUCGCGUUCCAUCUGCAGCUGCUGUACUUCAGCAGAGCAACCUUUUUCAGAUGGCAGGUCGGAUGAUAGGCCAUUCUUUCCUGCAUUCUGGUUUUGGUUUCUCUGGCGUCAGUCUGCCUGUGGUCACUCUAUUGACUAGUGGGAGCGCCGACACUGCUACAUCAGCUCUGACCUUGCAGGACUGCCCUGAUCUUGAUCAUCGAGAAACAAUUGUUUUUCUCAAGAAUGCAGAACUUACUGCCGAAGAAAACUCCCGCUUGACUGAUCUGUGCCUGUCAUGGGAUCUUCCUGUUCCCACUGCCAACAAUCGUGACUGGCUGUUCCAGGAACUGCUUUCACAUGCUGUACUUAAACGUGUUAAGCAGCCUAUCAAACAAAUCCACAAAGGGCUGAAAGAAACAGGCAUCUGGCCACUUCUUUCAGCUAGACCAGAUGUUCACCACAUCAUUUUCCCGAGGGAGUCUACUGAGGAACUCAAUCCACAGCUUGUGAUGCAGCACAUUCAGUGGCCACAACCUAACUAUGACAGUGAUGAUGACGACGACGAUCGCAUUCCACUGGAAAAAGUCAGUCUUGUCACUGGAUUUUUGCGCAAAUUCAUCCAGGGAGCGUCACAGGAGGACCUGCGCAACCUCGUGAGGUUCUGGGUUGGGUGGGAGCUGCCACCAUCAAAUCUCAAAGUUGAGGUUGUAACCUCAACUUACCCAGUGGCUCUCACCUGUUUCCACAAGUUGAGGCUCCCUGACCACUACCAAAAUUACCAGAAGUUUCACCAGGACUUGGUCAUGGCCCUCAAAUCAAGUGUUUCUGGAUUUGGGCUUGUGUUGGUGUGAUGGCAUUGCUUUGUGGACUCUGGCUUUUAGGCCAAUAGUUUGGGGAUAUGAAAAGCGCCAUGUUCAAAAUGUGCGCACAGAAGUUACUUGUUGGA
Molecule: messenger RNA, 1475 nt
Organism: Epinephelus fuscoguttatus (brown-marbled grouper)
Lineage: Eukaryota; Metazoa; Chordata; Actinopteri; Perciformes; Serranidae
Exons: 6
Coding region: 463-1380 (305 amino acids)
Molecular function (GO): ubiquitin-protein transferase activity
Source: RefSeq, a predicted model, not a curated record